This is a messenger RNA of Melampsora larici-populina 98AG31, 1290 nucleotides long. RefSeq lists its product as uncharacterized. The transcript is spliced from 2 exons. NCBI's taxonomy places the organism in Eukaryota, Fungi, Basidiomycota, Pucciniomycetes, Pucciniales, Melampsoraceae. The record is from RefSeq and is a predicted model, not a curated record. The coding region runs from base 1 to 1290 and encodes 429 amino acids.
AUGAAUACGUUCGCAAUCAGCCCCGAGCAACUAUUCGCAGACGGCCGUUUCUCAGAAGCCAAAGCCCUACAAACGUACAUCGCGAGUCAACAAACGGGCAGCACAGUCGGCGAGAACGGUGAAAGAGUACCGGCAGCAGGUGGGAGUGGCUUACCAAACGCACGUCCGUAUAACCUGGUAGCAGAGGACCUCUCAUCUCACACGGAGAGUAGCGAGACCGUCCCAUUGGCAGACCAGUUCAGGCCGCCAACAUAUCGACCUAGCCCCUUCUUAACCGACCCAGAAAUCCCCAACACAGUCCACACCGCCCAAGCUCAGACGUUCACCGCGGUUAGGAUGCCGACACGAAUGGGAGCAACCACUACAACUCCCGGACCCAGAGGACCAACAGCUCCGUCGGAGGUGUGUCCAUACAUGACGUUACAGCCCUCCACCCAACUUGCUCCACACAACGCACCACCCAUCGUACGAUUCGAUAAUCCCGGUCUUGUAACCACAACGGUGACAGGACAACAAACCCGGGAAGACAUUGAGGAAAUGGAGCAAGUAAAAGUUUUGAUGGCCUCAAAAAGGGGGCGGAUGGUACUUCGGAACGGCGACGUGGUGGAAAAUGGUCGGUUAUUGGUAGCAGACACGUCAGAAGAGAUGGAAAAGGGCCUACCUCAACUAUCCCCGGUCUUGAGACAUUGGCUCAAAACCUUCCGAUCCUAUAUUCCCCUGACUGCGUUCAACAAAUACUUCCUGAUUGACGACCAAACGGAAUGGAGCAGAAGGAAGGCCCCAUCUGAGUCGAAGAUCGAAGACGGCAACGCCUCCCUCAGGGUGUAUGGCAGACAGCCUCCACCCGACGAACUGGCGAUGCAGUUCGAGGAGUGGAUCGACUGCAUGGGCCUAUUCAUCAAAUACGUUGCAGAUGUGGGAUGGCAGACGUUAGCUGAACGUUUUGACGGCCAUCGGUUAGUGGUGAUGGACCUACGUGAAAGUUACGGGUGGAUGGUAGCACUCCGUUACUGUAUUCGGAUCCGCCAAGGAGUGAUGAGAGAGUCCGUGGAUAAUAGAAUCCGAAACUUUAGCAAACUGCAAUCGGCCAUCUUCGAAGCGGCAAGACUGCAGGCAGACACUCAACAGGAACAAGCGUACCGGACGAACCCAUACGCGACAGGCGGCCCCCUGGCACAUCUGAACCCACAAACCGGGCUACCGCGUAUAACGACCUCGACAGCAACUAAGAGGUCCGCGUACGACGCAGCUUACCAGAAACCACCCGCAGCACCGCAAGUCAUCGGUUAG